AUACGGUAGACUCGACAAACGCUCGCAAAAUGUGUUCAACUUUUCAAAGAUUACUGCCUCGGAUUCGCAAAGAAUUGCUCAACCCAUCAGUAAGACUAUUCCACGAUGAAUUCUCGUCGAAAGUUCCGCUGGAGGAGCAGCGUAAAAAGGAUAAGCGUGCACCCGAGAACAUCCCUAGUGCCCGGUCAAUCGCUGCAAAGUAUCAGGUCUUUCGGGACGUUGAUUCCCCUGUGAUUCUGGAUGUGGACGAAGAACGGUUGCUGCACGAAGCUGGAUUAUCUCAGCCUGAGAAAAAAGAUGACCUGCCGGACAUGUACAGUGGCAUUGACCUUAGUCGUGGAAAGUCGGGUGUGUAUGAAAUAGAGGAUUUAGUCACAGUCUUGAGGUUAAACAGUGCGAUCAACAUCUUCGUGUGCACCGUACCCAAAGACAUCAAAUACGUCGAUUACUUGUGCAUAGUGUCCGGACGGAGCGUGAGGCACAUGCGUGGGCUGGCGGAAUUCGUUCGCAAGGUGUACAAAAUGAAACGACACCCGACCGAUUUGAUACCGAAAAUUGAAGGCGAAUCGAGCAGCGACUGGAUGGCGUUAGAUUUAGGAAACAUAGCUUUACACAUCUUUUCUGAAAAGGCCAGGCCACAGUACGACUUGGAAUCGCUCUGGAGUGUUGGUUCCGAGUUUGAUAGAGAGUACAACAAACCUAGCGAAGAACUGGUGCAGCUGUUUGAGAAACAUACUAUCUACUUGAACGAUUUGAAACCCUUGAAGAAAGAAGGAGGAACCGUAGAAGGGUAGUAGAAUAAUAUUAGGUGAAAAGUUAGUCGAAAAAUUGUAAAAAUAAUAAAAUAUCAUAUGAGAGAAGGGAGAUUUCUCA
This is a messenger RNA of Anopheles coustani, 873 nucleotides long. RefSeq lists its product as uncharacterized. The record is from RefSeq and is a predicted model, not a curated record. Gene Ontology annotation, cellular component: mitochondrion. Gene Ontology annotation, biological process: negative regulation of translation; negative regulation of ribosome biogenesis. The transcript has 3 exons. Lineage: Eukaryota; Metazoa; Arthropoda; Insecta; Diptera; Culicidae. The coding region runs from base 30 to 794 and encodes 254 amino acids. Gene Ontology annotation, molecular function: ribosomal large subunit binding.